UUGUUAUUUGAUGGGCCUAGGAGAAAAGAUCUCUUUAGUUAUGCUAGGUAGUCUAUUUGUUCUAGUUUGGGUUGAGUUUAGUUCUAUACUUUAUUUUUGUUGAAUAUAAAUCUGACGGUGUCGCCGUCGUCCAAAUCCACCCAACGAUCUCACCGCCGAUUAGAGGCUUACUCCUCCUUGCUAUCCCACUACGAUCCGGCUUCUCAUUUUGACAUGGCUCCCGUCGUUCCGAGGUCCGGCGACGCAGUCUUCGCGAACGUUGAGCGCGUUAAUGCGGAACUUUUCACUCUCACGUACGGGGCCAUCGUUCGGCAACUGCUCACGGAUCUGGAGGAAGUGGAGGAGGUUAACAAGCAGCUCGAUCAGAUGGGCUAUAACAUUGGAGUCCGUUUGAUUGAUGAGUUUCUAGCCAAGUCAAAUACUUCCAGAUGUGUAGACUUCAGGGAAACUGCAGAAGUGAUUGCAAAGGUUGGUUUCAAAAUGUUCUUGGGUGUUACUGCAACAGUAACAAAUUGGGAUGUUGAGGGUACCAGUUGCAGCCUUGUUCUGGAGGAUAACCCACUUGUUGAAUUUGUUGAGCUUCCAGACUCUUGCCAAGGCCUUUAUUACUGUAAUAUCUUGAGCGGAAUUAUUAGGGGAGCGUUGGAGAUGGUGUCCAUGAAAACUGAGGUCACUUGGGUACGAGAUAUGCUGCAUGGUGAUGAUGCAUAUGAGCUGCGACUGAAACUUAUAAAACAAGUUCCAGAGGAAUACCCAUACAAGGAUGACGAGUAAAUAGAUUUGCUAGAUUAAAGUUGCUUACUGUAAAAAACAGAGGAUCUUUUUUUAUUUAUUUCUUAAAUCUAAUUUUCAAAGUAAUAUCUGCAAUAUGAAUUAAAAACAAUUAUUUUUCUUCGCUUACCAUCAUUGUAAUCAUUUUGCCAGAUCGCUUGGGUCAUAAACUCAAGACUUAAGAGCACAGUGAAAAAGUUGCAAAACAGCCA
This is a messenger RNA of Phalaenopsis equestris, 983 nucleotides long. Its product is annotated as trafficking protein particle complex subunit 3. Gene Ontology annotation, biological process: endoplasmic reticulum to Golgi vesicle-mediated transport; intra-Golgi vesicle-mediated transport. The coding region runs from base 214 to 774 and encodes 186 amino acids. The transcript is spliced from 5 exons. NCBI's taxonomy places the organism in Eukaryota, Viridiplantae, Streptophyta, Magnoliopsida, Asparagales, Orchidaceae. Gene Ontology annotation, cellular component: TRAPP complex; cis-Golgi network membrane; cytosol. The record is from RefSeq and is a predicted model, not a curated record.